Messenger RNA from Prunus avium (sweet cherry), 907 nucleotides. RefSeq names its product protein LEAD-SENSITIVE 1-like. The record is from RefSeq and is a predicted model, not a curated record. NCBI's taxonomy places the organism in Eukaryota, Viridiplantae, Streptophyta, Magnoliopsida, Rosales, Rosaceae.
CAUUCAAAGAGAAGAAUUCGAUCGAAUGCUGCUGAAUUAACGUAUUGAGAGAGAGAGAGAGAGAGCGAGAGAGAUGAGCCUCUUGUCAAACAGGAUUCCUAGGGAGGAGCUCCAGCCAGGAGAUCACAUCUAUUCUUACAGAAUAGGGUUCUCCCAUCAUGGUAUAUAUGUUGGGGAAGGUUGGGUGAUUCAUUUCACUCCAACAUGUAAAUCAGUGAUUCGUUUCAGUGCAACAUAUGAACCAGUAACUACUAGCUGCAGACGCUGCGGACACGACCCAAACAAAAAAGGGGGAGUGCUGAAAACCUGCAUUGAUUGCUUCUUGAAAGGCGACGGCCUUCAUCGCUUCGAAUACAAUGUCUCUCUCAGCUACGUCAUUCUCAAACAGGAUGGCACUUGCAGUACCUGGAGUUGCUAUCCAAGUGACGAAACUGUACGUCUUGCCACUGAGAUUUUCAAGAAAGAUGAGGUUGAUGGGACGGGGUUUGGUGAAUACGAUUUGUUGAGUAACAACUGCGAAACCUUCGCAAGUUAUUGCAAAACAGGCAAGCGCUUGAGCCGGCAGGUUAUCCAGGCAAUAGCUAGUGUGGGUUUUCCAUCCGCAUAUGGUCUUCUUCUUUCCGCGGCAGCCUCUUUACUUACUUAAGUCUUUUUCGUCAUGAUUCUGUGUUAGGGUUGAUAAAUGCUAGAGGAGCAUUAGUGUGUAUUUGUUGUGUGCUCAAUAAAUUUAGUCAGAAUAAAAUAAAUUCCACAUGUAAUGAUGUUAUUAAUAGGCCACCAUGAAGUUGGUCCUGAGACUUGUCAAAGAUCCAAGCAUUGUUCUUAGUUGAAGUAGACAAUUUCUUUCAGUUUCAAUAAUGAGGACGGCUUUAGCCUCGAUCAAAUUGUAUCUUGUACUUCCUAUAUA